This is a messenger RNA of Cyprinodon tularosa, 1845 nucleotides long. It is a transcript of the gene arl6, whose product is annotated as ADP-ribosylation factor-like 6. Gene Ontology annotation, biological process: vesicle-mediated transport; cilium assembly; protein localization to cilium. The coding region runs from base 228 to 806 and encodes 192 amino acids. Gene Ontology annotation, molecular function: GTPase activity; GTP binding. Gene Ontology annotation, cellular component: axoneme; cytoplasm. Lineage: Eukaryota; Metazoa; Chordata; Actinopteri; Cyprinodontiformes; Cyprinodontidae. The record is from RefSeq and is a predicted model, not a curated record. The transcript is spliced from 9 exons.
CUGCACAUAUACAGGCAGUACAGUGGUCUCCCAGCAACGCAGUGUAAAUACCUAGUUACUGCUCUUGUCCUGGGAGGAUAAACGAGCAUGAAAAGAGUUAACAGAAACAUAAGUCUAAUACCGGUUACCUAAUAUAUAUACUGAGACUGCAUUUGUUGCACCAUCGUAGCAACACGGCACGACAGAAUUACAGAUCAGGCACACAUCUGAUGUUUGCUGGCUAGCCAAUGGGACUAUUUGACAAGUUGGUUGGAUGGCUGAGGUUAAAGAAGGAGGUAAAUGUGCUGUGCCUCGGUCUGGACAACAGUGGAAAAACCACCAUCAUCAACAAGCUCAAGCCAUCCAAUGCCCAGGUACAAGACAUUGUUCCAACAAUUGGCUUCAAUAUAGAGAAGUUCAAGACGUCCAGUCUCUCAUUUACAGUAUUUGAUAUGUCCGGUCAAGGCAGAUACAGGAAUCUUUGGGAGCAUUACUUCAAGGAAGGGCAAGCAAUCAUAUUCGUCAUUGAUAGUGCAGACAAGCUAAGAAUGGUUGUGGCCAAAGAAGAAUUGGAUAAUUUAUUAAAUCAUCCAGAUAUCAAACACAGGAGGAUCCCCAUCCUCUUCUUUGCUAACAAGAUGGACGUUAGAGAUGCGCUGUCUUCUGUCAAGGUCUCACAGCUACUCUGUUUGGAGAACAUCAAAGACAAACCCUGGCAUAUCUGUGCCACUGAUGCUAUCAAAGGAGAAGGUUUACAAGAAGGAGUCGACUGGUUACAAGAUCAAAUUAUGCAAUCAAAUCAAAACAAUGAGAACGUGAGCGUGUGAGGAGCGACCACCAGACCCGACAGCAGGAUUCACAGAUGUUUUGUGAAAGAUUGGUUGACUUUUUAAAAAUAAAGCAUUAAUUAGAAUUUAUCCCGCUUCUGAUCACAUACCGUACUGUAUUUAGUUGAGUCUUUGACCAGAGGCCCGUACCACGAAGCGAGCUAGAGGUAUCUGGAUGACUUCCAGUCUAUCCAGUUUAACCAAUCCACAACAAUGGCAAUCAGGAUCAGUGGUACCAUGAAGCUGGUUAUAAACUUGUUAACUCGCAUAUAUAAAGGUUCAACGUAGCAGACCAAUCACAUUCAUGAGUGCAGAACGGACAGCGCUGUAUUUCUCCUUUUAGGAACAAAACUAUCGUAUAGAAAUAAGAAGUGAGAUAAAAAAAACAAGUCUCAGUGAAAAGUCAAACAUGGUGGCGAUAUCAAAGAGCCGCCAAAUAACGUGGGAAAGGGUUGCUACCUGCUUAAAUGUGCAAAUUACACAUCAGUGACAUCCCAAUCACUGUACUGCAUUUUAAUUGCGGCUCAUCCCUCAGAUGUAACCUCUCAGGAGUGAAGAGGACUUGGGAGCAGAAAAAGAUAAAGUAUAAAACUUUAUGUCAUCUGGUUAGUUGGACUUUUUAAUUCAAUAAUGCUUGGGCUACAAUAAAGCUGGAAGCUGAUGCCACGGUUGCAUCAUGUUAAUACAAGGAGUGAUCAGUCUGAGUGAAGUCAUUCUGAUUUUUGAGCUGUGUGAGAACUCAGAUGAAACAAAUGGCAGAAAAUCUACUCUUCUUUUAAAAAGUGAAAGCCCUCAAACACCAUUCAUCCCUAAAUGUACAGAAAUACCUCAAUAUCUUCUCUACUAAAAUAUAUGCUAUAUAGGAUUCAGAUCAAUCCUGGAAGCUAGCCUGACUGUUCAGGGUAAGUUACCAUGGUAACAUGCCCUGCUAAUAAUGAAUCCGUUUCCAGCGUACUGUAAAGUCAGGGUUUAACAUGAAAUUACUUUGUUAAACUGGUAAACCUGCUUCAUGGUAAAGGCCUCAGUUAAACUGGUAAGA